AUGCUCGACGCCCUGCCAGAUGACGUCCUGCUUCUCAUCAUCGUCCACCUUGAGACUGCAAAGGACAUCCGAGCCCUUCUGCUAGCCAACAGGCGUCUCGGAUCCCUCGUUCGCGCAGACCAUGAUGGCGGGUGGCGAGCCUUCGUCCGCUCCCGUUUCCCAUCCACACCCAUCCCUUUUGUGCCCUCAUCGAGCUCUUCCACCUACCCGAAAUGGGGUGAGAUAGCCAGCUCGCUGACGUGGCAGUCCCGUGCCUGGGAUCGCCGAUCGGUAUCCUUCCAGGCUAUGCUACCAGAGGCCAAUCUUAACCAGCGACGAGGCCAGCGGCGCCGUCAGGGGACACCGUAUCACCCUGUCCUGGACGCCCACUUUGACUUUGCGUCAAAAGAGGAGCUAGUCGUGUGGGGUGCUGGCGAGAACUUUGUUGCUAGGAGGCGAAGAUUAGGGCGAGAGAGUACCUAUCCGGAGAAGGUCGUUUGGCAUCGACUGGAUGGGAAGGACCUGGGUUACUCGGCUGGCCCUGAUGACAUCAAGGCCGUCUCAGUUGUGGAUGGUCUCGGCAACAGCUUGGGGGCGCUUGUGGGCCGAGACAAUGGCCAUAUGUCCCUGCUGGAUCUGAGUGAGGAGGGCUUUGGCGAGAAAUUGGCAGAUUUCAGCCCCGAGUAUGCCACCGUUGACGAGACUGGAGACGUCGAUCCAACAACAAGGUUUAACCAGGGCACCAUCAACUCGAUCGAUGUGCUUGCUCGGAAGAGACUCGUCGCUGCGGCUACCAAGGCAGGGGUACAAUUAUAUCAUCUACCCGACGAAUCUGGUGUCAAUGUUCAGCCCUCUGCCUAUCUGGAUCUCAUGACCCAUCAUUUCGAUUACCCAAACACGACCCUGGGAUACUCGCGAUGGAUGGGCGAGGACAAGAUGGCCUUCGCUCUGAGAGGUUGUCCGUAUCAGCUCAGACACGCUACAAUCACGCCAACCGGAAUCGAGACCUUGUCGCCGUACAAGAACGCUGCGUUGGAGGACCAAUUCGAUAUCAGCUAUGAUAAGGGCAGACUGUGCACCCACUCCUUGACACCGAUCGACGCAUCGUCCGUCACCGGCGGAAACUCAAGCCUGCUCUUGACCGCCUGGCGCGACGGAUCGGUGAGACUGCAGGAUAUCCGCACGCAAUCGCCUUUCGAUCUCGUCUAUUGCGACAACAUCGACCCCUGGUCCGAAUUCGAAUCCCUCCUUCCCUUCGGAACCAGCCACUUUGUCGCCGGCGGCGCUCACGGUGCAUCGAUCAAGGUCUUCGACCUCCGCUGGUCUCGGGACUACUACCACACCGCGGCGAUGCCCUGCAGCCCCGAUCAGCCUUUCCCGAAGCCCAUCCAGCCGUUCCUCGAACCGCCCAGCCCCAGGACUACACCCCGCAAAUACUGCAAUGCUCUCCUCCCAGGCAGCCGGUGUAGCUGGCACGAGCAGUCGCGAGACCUGUAUUACCGCCCCAACGGCACAUUCUUCUUCUCCAAAUCUCUCCCCCGCAAGGACGCCUACGCGGGCGUAUGGAGCAUGGCCCGGUCGUCCUCCCUGGCGCCGAACUUCUACAUCGGCAUCUCGGGCGGCGUCGUGGAAGCCAGCCUCUCGUCGACGCCAUCAGACGCCGGCCGCCGCGACGCAGAAGUCGACCCUGUCUUCGGCUGGGCGGCGGGGCAGGAGGACACCGGCGCCGGCUACUCGACCGUGCCGCUGGAGGCGAGCCUGAUGGAGACGGGUGACGGCCUGUUGUACACGGAGAACGACCGGACCGUGAGGAUGCCGCCGAUGAGGGGCAAGGGGUGGAACAAGCUCAGGAGGGACGAGUAUGAGGACAUACCUCGGGAGCUGAGGGCGAGGCACCGGCUGGAUGAGCGAUAUCAGAUCAUGAGUGAUUUUGUUGAAGACGUUGAGUUGCGGCGGGCAAAGGAGAGGUGGUGA
Molecule: messenger RNA, 1953 nt
Organism: Diaporthe citri
Lineage: Eukaryota; Fungi; Ascomycota; Sordariomycetes; Diaporthales; Diaporthaceae
Exons: 1
Coding region: 1-1953 (650 amino acids)
Molecular function (GO): protein binding
Source: RefSeq, a predicted model, not a curated record